AUGUCAUCGUCUUCAUUUAUUGCCACUCUCGGUUUUGUUACCCGACAAAUAAAUAUCUUUGCUGGCACAUCGAUAUUCAUCGCUGGUGUCAUUGGUGGAUUACUCACAACUAUCGUUUUUCUUAGUCUUCGCACAUUUCGAGAUAGUCCAUGUGCAUUUUAUCUUAGUGUUAUGUCAUUUGUUAAUAUUGGUCAAUUACUAACAGGUUUACUUUCUCGUAUCACAACGAAUAUGUCUGGUAUCGAUUGGACACAACUUUCUCUCUUCUACUAUCAAUACUUAGCUACUUGUCAGCGUCCUCGUUGGCAACGAUGGAGUAAUUUGAAAUCAGCUCGUUGUCUGUCGAUAGUAUGUAUCAUGUUCAGUAUUCUAACAGCAAUUCCAUGUUUAAUUUACUAUACUCAUAAUGUAUCACUCAUUACAGGAAAAAUAUCAUGUACGGCUACUAAUGGUUUCUUCAUACAAUUAAAUAUUUAUUUUUAUCGUCUCAUUAUGAGCAAUGUUCUACCUCUUUUUAUUGCUCUGGUGUUCGGAUCGUUGACAUAUCGGAAUGUAAAAGAAAUUGCUUAUCGAACUAUCCCACUUGUUCGACGUGAAUUGGAUAAACAAUUGACUGCAAUGAUUCUUGUACAAGAUAUUUUUACAUUUAUGACUAUCUUACCAAUAAUGACUUUAGGAUUUUUAUCAUUCAAUCCGGCUUUUAUCCAAAAUUCUCUUGCUGAAGCAGAAUUUCAAUUCGCUAAUGUUAUAGCUGUAAUGUUUUAUUAUCUAUAUUUUACUUGUCCAUUUUAUAUUUAUAUAUGCGUUUCCGAACGAUUUCGUCGACAACUGAAAUAUGUUCUUUUGGAUACUCAUCUAAAUCGAUGGCGACGAACACAGGCAAAUGAUAAUCAAGUCAUGCCUCAGAUAUGA
Rotaria sordida is the source of this 912-nucleotide messenger RNA. Lineage: Eukaryota; Metazoa; Rotifera; Eurotatoria; Philodinida; Philodinidae. The record is from the annotation of a GenBank genome assembly.